AUGCGCUCCUCCAACGUCCUCGCCGCUGCCACGGUCGCCGCCGUCCCCUUCGCCGCUGCAAGCUCUGCUCCCGCAUACGCCUCUGAUGGUAGCGAGGCGUUCUCUCUUGGUACCGCUUGGGACGUAGCAAAAGACGGUUACAAUGCCUACGAGGCUGUCAAGGGCGCGUACGAUGCGUACAAGAAUGACCACAAGCGCGAGGUUCCUCAGCCCUCCGGCAGCGAGGCCAUCUCGCUCGGCACUGUAUGGGAUAUCGGGAAGGACGGCUACAACGCGUACGAGGCCCUGAAAGGCGCAUACGACAGCUGGAAGAGCUCCCACAAGCGGGACACCGAGUUUGUGGAGCUGCUCGCACGCGAGAUCCAAAACCAGAUCGAUCACGAACACGCUCCCGCGCAACCUGGCCUGAGCCCCGACGUUCAUCCACACGAGCGCGGGCACGGUCAAGGCCGCUUCCGGCACACUAAGGGACGCGGACGCAAGGGCAGGAAGAGCGGCAAGGGUCGCAACGGCGGCCUACACCACACGAGCUCCCGCGUGCCCGGUCAUGAAUCAGGCACGCACCGCCCUGCCGAGCAGACGCACGAGGCGACACAUGCUCCUGUCGAGCACUCGGCAUCCGUUCCUACCGCGCAUGCUCAGGAGGCUACACAGGCUUACGCUCAGCACAAGGCCCGCAACUGGGUCAACACUGUUGAAGACGGCAUCCAUGUCGUCAACGACGGCGCGAAUGCGGUAGAUGCCGUACACAACGCAUACGAGAGCUGGAAACAGUCCCACAGGCGCGGCUGGGCGGGCGACAUCGAGGAGGGUAUCACUAUCGUCAACGACGCGGCGAACGCCGCCGAGUCCGUGCACACGGCUUACGAGAGCUGGAAGCAGAGCCACCGACGCGCACCAGAGGCCUUUGGCCGCGGCAAAGUGGACGAUAUCGACAAGGGCAUCAACAUCGUGAGUGAUGCCGCCAAUGCUGUAACCAACAUCCACGACGCGUACGAAAGCUGGAAACAAAGCCACAAGCGCGGUACCGCCAGCAAGAUCGAGGACGGCAUUAACAUUGUUAAUGACGCCGCGAAUGCAGCGCAGGCAGUCCACGGUGCCUACGAGAGCUGGAAGCAAAGCCACAGACGCGGCGUUGCUUCCGAUAUCGAGGACGGUAUUCAUAUCGUGAACGACGCGGCGAAUGCCGCGGAAGCCGUUCACGGCGCGUACGAGAGCUGGAAGCAGAGCCAUAGGCGCGAGCCUGAGCCAUACGUUUUGCCCAGCUCAAGAUGGCGGCACUUGGCCAUCGCUCGUGCUCUGCUUGACGAGCUCGACUAA
Molecule: messenger RNA, 1320 nt
Organism: Postia placenta MAD-698-R-SB12
Lineage: Eukaryota; Fungi; Basidiomycota; Agaricomycetes; Polyporales; Adustoporiaceae
Exons: 5
Coding region: 1-1320 (439 amino acids)
Source: RefSeq, a predicted model, not a curated record